UAUCACAACGUACGAUGGCGUACGGGAGUUUGAGACUACUCACGGUGGUGGCCUUGCUGCUGGCGGUAACGGUUAUCGGUCCGGUCGGUAGUUACUCACCGUUCAAGAACCGUCAGCACGGUACGUUCACCCGCAAUUCGGGCGCCCAAAACGGGGGCGCCGGUUCGCAGACACCGGCCCAACGGGAGCGCGAACGGGAGCGGGAACAGGAACGCCUGGCGGCACCCUACGUGGCCCCGCUGAUAGCACUGGAGGGGGGCGCGAAGCGCACUGCGAACGACUUUUUGGAGGAUGUGGGCAAGAACGUGUUCGACACGGUCUACCACUGGAAGGUGAUCGACUUCCAGUAUCCGAGCCAGCAGCUGCGGAAUAAUGCCAUCCGCACGCGGGAGUUUAUUCCGGAGAACAAUCUGCCGCUCGGUGUGGACCGGUUCCGUGAUCGGUUGUUUGUGACGACGCCCCGCUGGAACCCGGGAGUGCCGGCGACUCUUUCCUAUCUGCCGCUGCCGGCUCAGGACCGCAGCCUGCCACUGACGCCGUACCCGGACUGGAGCUACCACACGUCGCCCCGCAAUCCCGACUGCUCGAAGAUGAUGUCCGUCUACCGGAUCCAGGUGGACGAGUGCGAUCGGCUGUGGGUGCUGGAUGCGGGUGUCACCGAUACGCUGACCAACCUGCAGCAGGUGUGCCCACCGAAGAUCAUGGCGUUCGAUCUGCACAACGACGAGCUCCUGUUCACGUACGUGCUGCCGGCGGAACAGGUGAAGGAGGACUCGCUGCACACCAACAUCGUGGUGGACGUGCGCGAGGGCCAGUGCGAGGAUGCGUUCGCGUACGUGGCCGACGUGUGGCGCUACGGUGUCACCGUUUUCGAUAUGCGCAAGUUCAAGAGCUGGCGCACGACCAACUACCUGUACAACCCGAACCCGGUCGCCAGCGAUUACAACUACCAGGACCUGAACUUCCAGUGGUCGGACGGGGUGUUCGGCAUGUCGUUGGCCCCGCUGCACCGCUCCGGUGACCGGAUGCUGCUAUUCCACCCGAUGUCCAGCUUCAUGGAGUUCCAGGUGCCGACCUCGGUGCUGCAGAACGAAACCAUCUGGGAGGGUUUCGGGUUCGCCAAGGCGUUCCAGCCCGUCGGCACCCGCGGACGACUCGGUCAGUCGUCCACGUCGGGGGUGGCAAAGAAUGGCGUACAGUUCUUCACGCUCGUCCAGCAGGCCGGUGUCGGGUGCUGGGAUCUCGGCAAGCCCUACAACCGCAACAAUCUGGGCGUAGUGGAAAAGAACGCCCAGAAGCUGACGUUCCCGAACGACCUGAAGCUGGACCGGGAGCCGCAACAGGCGCUGUGGGUCAUGAGCAACAAGCUGCCCGUCUUUCUGUACGACAAGCUCGACUACACGCAGACCAACUUCCGGGUGCUGAUGGCCGAGGUGCGGAAGGCUACCGAGGGAACGCUGUGCGAUCCGCGCGUACCGCCCAGUUUGGCGCUCGACGCCGGCCAGCUGGAGUGUGAGCUGGAGGUGUGAGAACGGAGCGAGGCCUAGUCGGGCCCGACCCGACAAAUUUCAAUAAUUGAGGACAAAGUGACACCACUGGAACGGUGGCCAUUUUGUGCAUCGAUCUACCCCA
This is a messenger RNA of Anopheles cruzii, 1632 nucleotides long. Its product is annotated as protein yellow-like. The transcript is spliced from 2 exons. The record is from RefSeq and is a predicted model, not a curated record. Gene Ontology annotation, cellular component: extracellular region. Bases 15 to 1529 code for a protein of 504 amino acids. NCBI's taxonomy places the organism in Eukaryota, Metazoa, Arthropoda, Insecta, Diptera, Culicidae.